GUCGCGCGCGCGAUGAUUCAAAUUACAAAAAGCGCGAAAAAGGAAACCUUCUUUUUUUUUUUUCAUCAAUGCUAUUUGAAAGUUUAUUGAAUGAACUUGGCUGUCAACUUGAACCUGUUGUUGAAUUUCAGGUUGAGCGAGUGCUUUUUCGUAGAAAUCUUGCAAUAAAACUACGCAAUCAGUCAGACUUGCUUGAUGAAUUCUUACAGGACAUGCAGACUUACACUGAAGAUCCAGCAGUACUUAGAAAAUGCUUGCUUCCUUCUACUACAGCAAAUCAUGUAUCAAGAACCAGCCGCACAACUAAUUCAGAAAGUUUAUUCAAGACGUUAUUAGCUGUUGAUUCCAUUCAGAGUGAACUGAUCACAUACUUGUUGGAGAGAUUACCUGAGUUUUAUGACGAAUUAGAGAAUGACAACUCCAGUUCUUGUACUGCCAGGUUGAUAUUAAAUCAAUUGAGAUGGCUGGAUUAUAUCGCACAACCUGAAGCAUUAACAGAGAAAUUGAUCGAAAUUAUACAGAUCACACCUUCCGUUGUUCAGCAUGAAAUCAUCACAUCCUUACCAGAUAUCAUCAAUGACUCAGAACAUAAGCCUAUUGUUGUCUAUCUGAAGGAAUUGAUGAAUGAGAAUUCGGAAUUGACAGUUCCUAUAUUGGACGCACUAUCCAAUUUGACACUUCAUUCCGAAAGCUUGGAUGAUGUUAAAGAAACAGUACUUGACAGGCUCGAAUCUGCAGAACUAGACGAUAUUGCGGUUAUACUCAAAUUCAUGCUUCAAACAGUAACACCCAACACAGUUGAUAUGGUCAUCUUGGGCAUUCGACAAAAGUUGGACUUUAGAACAUUAGGAAAGAUCCAGCAGGAGAGUUCACAGAGACGGACAAAGCAGAGCCUCAGCCAACGACCGAAUGUGAAGGAUACCCCAGAAGCUCUCAUUUUGGAAUCUAUCAAGCUUGGUUUACAAUUUCACAAGUUUGUAUGCGAAUCUUGGUUUCGAACAAUUAUGGCGCUUGAAACAGCGCGUGCCCAUAAGAUCAUUGAUGUUCUCAUACUUUUUAUCUUGUACUCUAUGCCUUCCAUGAAGAAAAAAGCUGAAUCAGCCAUAAAAAAGAAGAUUGUCCAAGGACUGAUUACGGCACCCUUGUUGGAAGAAACAAUCAUGUACCAUUCAAGUGGAUUAGCCAGCUAUUGGAACGCGAUUCUAUCCUUGUCUGAAAGUUUAUUAAGAUCAUGCCAGCAAAACGGCAUAAUCUCUCCAUGCGCAAGCACGCUCUAUAUAAGCUCUUUUAAAGUAUGCGAUUCAUAUUACCGACAGGAAAUCAUCGGUUCCCUUGUCACUCAUAUCGGUAGUGGCGUUGAGGCGGAAAUGAGCAUUGCACUGAACGUUCUGUUGCACCUGGCAAAAUCAGAUGUUUCAAGUGUCACUGUCUAUAGUGUUUUCAUCAAGGGCAUCUUAGAUUAUUUAGACAACCUAAGCUUGUAUCAAAUCCGUAUAUUGUUUGACGUAUUCAGUUUAGUCGCCUUGACAAGCAACAAUACUGCUGAUGGUUCUGGAAAUUUGUGGGCAGAUAUUCAAAUUGUCAUUAGAAAGCAGUUAUCAAAUCCUAGAGAAAAGUAUAAAAACAUUGGUAUCAUUGCCAGUCUAUCAGCAGUACGUAUCUUGGGCUCUCGUGAGAGAUGUAGCGAGAUACAAAGUCAACAAGGAGGAUCAAGCUCUCAGUCAGGCAAGCUAUCAGCUACAAGACACCCACUUCUUCGACAGUCCAUAAAUAUAUUAGAUAGCCUCAUGCGAAAUUGCAAUGGAUACCCAACAUGUAUAUCUUUAUGUUAUGAUGAGCUGGCUCAUAUAUUUAGCGAAGGCGAAUUGGAUGAGAGAUUAGAAGAAUGGAUCAAAGUCAACCUGACCUCAGAUUUUACGGAAUAUUACCUUUCUACCGUUGAAGACACUUUACAAUAUAUCGGUGACAUCAAAAAAGUGUCAACAAAUAGAUUAUUACCAUCACUUCAGAUGAAUGCUGAUGAAGAGGAUGGUGUUGAUAUUGUUGUAAAGUUUUAUGAAUUGAUAGCAAGAAAGGACACGAAAUCCAAAAAGAGCCUCGUUGUGCCCAUGUGCUCAACGUUUAAUCUGAUGCAAAUCUGUGAAAAACAGCUGAAUAAUGGUAGUCUGGAAGGAAUCAAUGCUCUUUCGGGAUGUAGUAUACUCCUAUUUGAAUCUGACGAUCUAGAUGAACUCUCUCCUGAGGAACUCUUUGAUGCUUGUGAUAUACUAUUUUAUACAAUCAACUGGUUUAGGGAAGUUUUGAAUUCAUUUGUUGAAGCCAAAGAUGAAGAUCUCUCUCAGACAUUGAUUGCUCGACUCCGACACAUGCUCGAACUUGAAUCGAGGCUUAAUAACUGUCUGAAGUAUGCACCCACAUAUGUUCCCUUGGAAUUUCACAACACACUUUCCAUAUCACCAAAAAACGAAUCUUCUCGGUCAUCGCAGAUUAUAAGUAAUACACAAGCAAAUGAGUCUCAGCAGACAGAGAACUUUUCAAGGACAAAUAUCAAAAAAGAAACCAGACCAUCCAACAUCAGUUUUGGUUCUAUUUCAGAGCUACGACCAUAUAUGAGAGCAUUCAAUUUAUCUGUGUUUGAGAUCUUUAAGCAUAAUACUAACCAAAUUAGAAUGACAUAUGCAGAGACAAGUUAUAUGCUAGAAGACCUCAACAACAAGUUGGAUAUCAAGAUAGUCCCUGCCCCUGUGUCUACGUUUGGUAGGAAAAAGGUUACAAGCGAAAGCAAGUAUCCUUCAAGCAAUAGUUUACUAUUAGCAAGGAUUGACGAGCAUCAGUUUAUGAAAAAGGUAGUCCCAUCCUUGCCAUACAUAUUGCAAACAUUAGAAGACUUGUAUGCGGACAUACAACAGCAGGGCAUUGAUUCUGGAAGAAUUAGAGGGGCUGAAGAGAUCGCUAAAGCAAUUUCUCUCAUCUUGAACGUUAUUUUUAAAAUGCUAUCUUGGUCUUAUAUCCAAAGUUCAGGCAACAAGGGCAUUUUAGAGACAAUCAUACAAGCAUUAGCAGAAAGAAUUUCUGGUGAAUCCAAGCAAAAGGGAUCUUCUCCUGAGGUGCAACUUCGACAAGCAUUUCAAUAUUUAUGUCAUUAUGGAGCAAAUAUGCCUCAGUCUACUACCGCUGUUUUACUGUUUAAAAUAUUGCUGCGUAUUAUGGAACUCUCUGAUAAUCCUUUGAGCUUAAAGCAAGGUGCCUUAAGUGUUGUUAACCAAAUAGUCUCAACCUCAUGGUUUGAUUGGCGUGAGAUCAAGAAAGAAAUAGAGUUUUUGAUUGAAAAGACAAUUGAAUUGGAUGAUGAUCCUCUUCAAGUGCUUCAUAAUCUAGUGAAUGAUGUUUUACCAAGAUAUGAAGAUCAAGGACCAUUGGAGGAUCACCCACUGCUUAAAUCUGAUACUGUUGUUCAAUAUUACCAGGCUAUUAUCAGUCAAAUAGUCAAUUCAUUUGAGCUGUUCAAGGGCACUGAUCAAGAGCCUGAGAUUGUUUUAGUUCAAAAUGGCCGUAUUGUCAAGAUCUUUGAACGCAUUACACACUAUGUCAAAGUGAAAGAGCAUCGUCUGUUAAUUGGUGUCUUGUUAAAGACAGGCAAGCUCUUUAUCGAUCAAUUCACAAAACAUUCGAUACCUUAUUUCACAGAGAUAUUUAAAGCUCACAAGACUAGUAUUCUAGCUAUUUUUAAGGAUUUACAAGCAAGCACUCGUGUGUUACAGAUUAUAUGCUCUCACGUCAAAGUUCUUAAAGAUGUCUCACUUUCUGCUUAUGUGCCUCCUUUGAAAAGAUCGCUUGAAAACAUCAUUUACCAGGUUAAAAUGCUAGUAACCAGAAAUGGUAUCCCAGCACCAGCUUUUUUCAUGGGUGCAUUGAAACAUCGUGAUAUCACAGGUGCAGAAAUCUCGUCUCAGGUAAGAGUCUAUCAUGUGUUGAUUAUAGAUAACAAAUAGUGUCUUUUUGUAGAUUCCUCGAGAGGAGGAUUAUGAUGAAAUUGAAAACAGCGGGAGCAUUGCUUCUGAAUCAGAAGAUGCUGCAGAUUCCAUAGAUAACGAAAGCAUGAGUGAUGUUCAAAGUGGAAAUAGUGAAGCUGUCCAACGCAAAGCGAAUAAACGAAAGAGGAUACCAUCUAAACCUGCAUCUAGAAAGAAACAAAAGCCACCAAGCUCAGGUUCUGCUCAGAUUUAUCGUACAAGCAGUCAGAUUCCUUCUGACGAAGACGAAGACGAAGAAGAAGAAAAGAUUAUUUCAAAUUUUGCGAAUGUAAUUGCUAGUGAAGAUGAAGAAGAGGAAAAAGAAGCAGAGGAAGCAGAGGAAGCAGAAGAUAAAGUCUUGGAAUUUGAUUUGAAUUCGGCAAAUACAGAAGAAGAAGAAGAAGAAGAAG
Rhizopus microsporus ATCC 52813 is the source of this 4423-nucleotide messenger RNA. RefSeq lists its product as uncharacterized. Gene Ontology annotation, cellular component: nucleus; condensed chromosome. Gene Ontology annotation, molecular function: DNA polymerase binding. Gene Ontology annotation, biological process: interstrand cross-link repair; double-strand break repair involved in meiotic recombination; homologous chromosome pairing at meiosis. The coding region runs from base 69 to 3992 and encodes 1307 amino acids. Lineage: Eukaryota; Fungi; Mucoromycota; Mucoromycetes; Mucorales; Rhizopodaceae. The transcript is spliced from 20 exons. The record is from RefSeq and is a predicted model, not a curated record.